CCAUCUCUACCUCCUUCCUACUAUCCCUAAAACAUAUCGCCAAUGGCUCGUACAAAGCAAACUGCUCGCAAAUCUACCGGAGGAAAGGCUCCAAGGAAGCAACUCGCCACAAAGGCUGCACGGAAAUCGGCGCCGGCGACCGGUGGAGUGAAGAAGCCUCACAGAUUUCGUCCUGGAACGGUGGCGCUCCGUGAAAUCAGAAAGUAUCAGAAGAGCACUGAGCUUCUGAUCAGGAAACUCCCAUUCCAGAGACUGGUUAGGGAAAUCGCACAGGAUUUCAAGACCGAUCUGCGAUUCCAGAGUAGCGCCGUCGCUGCCCUCCAGGAGGCAUCGGAAGCUUAUUUGGUUGGGCUUUUUGAGGACACAAAUCUGUGUGCGAUUCACGCCAAGAGAGUGACGAUUAUGCCCAAGGAUAUGCAGCUUGCUCGAAGGAUCCGCGGUGAGAGGGCUUGAUGAUUUGAAACAUUUAAUUUGUUGUCUUGGUAAGAUUCUGGAUUUUUAGCGAUAACGGUUUAGGGUUCUGGCUUAAGUGGAUAGUGUUCCUGGAAAUAUGCAGUUUUGAUAUUUGGAUUUGUAUGUUUCAAGCUAUAAUUCAAAACGAUUCUA
This is a messenger RNA of Cynara cardunculus var. scolymus (artichoke), 606 nucleotides long. Its product is annotated as histone H3.2-like. Gene Ontology annotation, cellular component: nucleosome. The transcript has a single exon. The record is from RefSeq and is a predicted model, not a curated record. Bases 43 to 453 code for a protein of 136 amino acids. NCBI's taxonomy places the organism in Eukaryota, Viridiplantae, Streptophyta, Magnoliopsida, Asterales, Asteraceae. Gene Ontology annotation, molecular function: protein heterodimerization activity; DNA binding; structural constituent of chromatin.